AUGCCUGCUGCCGGCAGUACAACUUCCAAGAAGCCACCGUCGAUGAGGGCAUUGACGGCCCGGAUGAAGGAGAUCCAAUUGUCCUUCAAUGACAUCUGGCGGUUUGUGCAGGUGUUUAAGGAAUCCCAUACCGCUACUGAUGUCGAUGUACGCCUGUGUAAGUUAGACGAGCUUUGGGAAGGUUUCAGUGAAACUUUGGUUGAAAUCUUUUCCCAUGACGACUACAAUGCUGAAGGGAACUCUUGGGAAAAGGAGCGUAUGGAGUUCAGUGACCGGUACUACGAGGUCAAGUCCUUCCUUAUGGACAAGGCCAAGGAGCUGCAGGAGCCGAAUCUGCUGGAGCAGUCCCUUCGAGCUGGCGAUUCGUCAAUGCGGGGCGGUAUCGAUCAUGUUCGUCUACCACAGAUUAAGCUGCAGACAUUUAAUGACGAUAUAGACGAAUGGCUGAGUUUUCGGGACCUGUUUACCUCGCUCAUCCACUGGAAACCGGAUCUUCCUGAAGUGGAGAAGUUCCACUACCUGAAGGGAUGCUUACAAGGAGAACCCAAGAGUCUAAUCGAUCCGCUUCAGAUUACUAAGGCCAACUAUCAGGUGGCAUGGGACUUGCUGUUGAAGCGGUACAACAACAGUAAGCAGCUGAAGAAACGGCAGGUGCAAGCCCUCUUCAACCUUCCCACCCUUCCUAAGGAAUCCGUUACCGAUCUGCACGUUCUCAUUGAAGGUUUUGAGAGAAUUGUGCAGACUCUUGACCAGAUCAUUCAGUCAGCCGACUACAAGGAUCUUCUGCUGGUCAACAUCCUCACUACACGAUUGGAUCCGGUUACUCGGAGGGGUUGGGAAGAGUUCUCAGCUAUGAAGGAGACAGAUACACUUGCAGAUCUGUUUGACUUCUUGCGGCGUAGACUCCAGGUUUUGGAUUGCUUGCCAACCAAGUCUGCUGACACUAGGGGUGCUCAGCAGCAGCAGCAAAUUCAAUCGAAACAAAGGCUUCCACCAGUGAAGACAAGUUACAGUUCAACCCAUAUGUCUGGAGGACGCUGUGUAGCUUGCUCAUCAAAUCAUCCGCUUUACCAGUGCAGUGCAUUCCAGCGCAUGGAAGUUACGGAGAGGGACGGCCUUUUGAAAACUCAUUCCCUCUGCCGGAAUUGCUUCAGAACGGGACACCAAGCAAAAGAGUGCCAAUCCAAAUACUCUUGCCGGAGCUGCAAGGGUCGGCAUCAUACUCUUGUGUGCUUCAAGUCAGAAAGGGAUACGAAUAAGGACACGAAGGUUGCGGCAGUUGCUAGGGGCAACAAGCCUUCAGUUCCCACUGAAUCAUCAAAUACUUCAUCCCAAGUGGCUAACGUGGCAGCCACAGAAGUUUUGGUUGCUGGUGCGGCUCACCAGUAUUCAUCCCAGGUUCUUCUGGCUACAGCAAUCGUCGUGAUCGAGGACGACGAUGGCAAUCGGUUUCCGGCGCGUGCGCUGUUAGAUUCGGGAUCGGAAAGCAACUUCGUGACUGAGCGAUUAAGUCAGCGCAUGCAGGUUACUCGAAAUCGAGUGGAUAUUUCUGUCGUCGGAAUUGGACAAGCAGCUACCAAGGUCAAACACAGGAUACAAGUGGUUUUACGGUCCCGGGUGUCUCAAUACUCAAGAGAGUUGAGCUUCCUAAUCCUUCCAACGGUAACGGUCAACCUUCUGGCCACCACUAUUAACACCGAUAAGUGGGCAAUUCCGAACAAUAUCCAGUUGGCAGAUCCUGCAUUUUUCGAAUCUAAGGUGGUGGAUCUUGUACUCGGAAUCGAAGCGUUUUUCGAUUUCUUCGAAACCGGAAGGAGAAUUUCCCUGGGGGAACAAUUACCGACUCUUAAUGAUUCCGUAUUCGGCUGGGUCGUAUGCGGAGGAUUUUCGGUUCCUAGUCGAUCACUGCACAUCAACUGCAAUAUGUCGACAACGGAGGAUUUGGACGCAUUGAUGUCUCGAUUUUGGUCUUGUGAGGAAGUCGAGUCUGGCAACACAUUUUCGCCGGAAGAGAAACGCUGCGAAGAGUUGUUUCUGAACACGGUUAAAAGGGAUGAAACCGGUCGGUACACAGUCUCCCUACCCAAGGAUAAAGACGUUAUCUCAAGGUUGGGCGAGUCAAGGGACAUCGCACUCCGACGCCUUCAAGGAACCGAGCGUAGGUUGGCUAGGGACGGAAAUCUACGGAAGCAGUAUACUGAAUUCAUGGAGGAGUAUCUGCAUCUGGGUCAUAUGCGGAAGGUCGAAGAAGUUGCUACUGAUUCAGUUAAACGGUGCUAUUUGCCACACCAUCCAGUGGUAAAGGAUUCCAGUACCACUACCAAGGUACGGGUGGUAUUCGACGCUUCCUGCAAGACUUCUUCCGGACUAUCACUAAACGACGUGUUACUGGUGGGGCCGGUAAUACAGGAGGACCUCCGUUCCAUUAUCCUACGCAGUCGGACAAAACAAAUCAUGCUCGUGUCCGACGUGGAAAAGAUGUUCCGACAAAUCAACGUUUGCCCAGAAGAUCGACCGUUGCAGUGUAUUCUCUGGCGCAACUCGCCUGCCGAGGAGAUAUCCACCUACGAGCUCAACACGGUAACAUACGGUACUAAGCCAGCUCCAUUUUUGGCCACCAGAACGCUAAAACAAUUAGCGCUAGAUGAGGAGGAGCAGUAUCCACUAGCGGCCAAGGCAGCCAUCGAGGAUACCUAUAUGGAUGACGUCAUCACAGGAGCAGACGAGGUAAAAACUGCAAUUGAUCUGCGAGUGCAGCUAGAAGCAAUGACGUCAAAUGGAGGAUUUCGUCUACGGAAGUGGGCGUCGAACUGUCCCGACGUACUGAACGGAAUCAAGGAGGAAGAGCUUGCCAUCCGAUCACCUAAAGGCAUUGUUUUGGAUCCAGAUCCUUCGAUAAAAACCUUGGGACUGACCUGGAUGCCAGUAACCGACACACUUAGGUUUCAGUUCACCAUCCCCAAUUUGAACACAGAAGUUCCUCUUACCAAACGGUGCGUGCUUUCGGUGAUUGCUACACUGUUCGACCCAUUAGGCCUGUUGGGCGCUGCUAUCACUACAGCGAAGAUCUUCAUGCAGCUGCUGUGGACGUUGCGAGACGAAAAUGACCAACGACUAGAUUGGGACCAGCUGUUACCUCCAACGGUGGGUGAGGCCUGGAGAAAGUAUCACGAGCAACUUCCACUGUUCAAUGAAAUCCGUAUCGACCGCUGUGUUAUCAUCACAGACGCGGUAUCUGUGGAGAUCCAUUGUUUUUCGGAUGCCUCGGAGAAGGCAUACGGAGCAUGUCUGUAUCUCAGGAGUGAGAAUGCAGUCGGGGAGGUAAAGGUUAGGCUUUUGACCUCAAAAUCAAAGGUUGCCCCCUUAAAAUGUCAGACGAUUCCUCGGCUGGAGUUGUGUGGUGCACUUUUAGCAGCACAACUCUACGAAAAGGUGGACAAGUCAAUAAAAAUCACGGUAAAAUCCUAUUUCUGGACGGAUUCAACCUGUGUCCUGCGUUGGCUUGCGGCUAAUCCAACGACCUGGACCACCUUCGUCGCCAACCGAGUGGCAAAAAUACAGUCCAUUACACAAGGAUCAAGAUGGAGUCACGUACCUGGUAUACAGAAUCCGGCAGAUCUUAUUUCGAGAGGGAUUUCGCCAAACGACAUCGUUCUGAAUACGUUUUGGUGGCAAGGACCGAGCUGGUUAGAGAAGACGGAAGAGCAUAGGCCUCUCUUACCAAACAAUCUACCGAUAGACGAGGGAGACGAGGAGAAACGACACACGGUGCUAGCUGGAACGGUUUCAACAAUCGCUGAAUUCAACCAAUUAUACAUUGGCAAAUUUUCGUCGUACAGUGACCUUCUUCGUCGAACUGCCUACUGGCUGCGUCUGAUUAAACUUCUACAAACCCCGCGGAAGGAUAGAAAAGCCCCUACGUUCCUGUCUACUGAUGAGUUAAAGAAGGCGGAAAACACUCUGGUUCGAUUGGUUCAGAGGGAGGUGUUCGUUGAGGAAUGGAAGGCGCUCUCCAAGGGAAAUGCGGUUUCCAAGAGCUCACCGCUUCGAUGGUUUAAUCCGUUUGUCUCCCAAGACCAGUUGAUCAGACUUGGCGGUCGUUUAAAGCAUUCGAUGGAGUCUGAAAACACCAAACAUCCGGCCGUUUUACCCACUCGGCACAUAUUUACACGCUUGUUGUUACGGUAUUACCAUGAACGACUUCUGCACGCUGGACCACAGUUGCUGUUGGGAGUUGUUAGGCUUCGAUUUUGGCCGCUGGGAGGCAGGAGUGUAGUUCGACACAUUAUCCAUCAGUGUCAGAUAUGCUUCCGAUCGAAACCAUCGACCGUAGAGCAGUUUAUGGGGGAUCUACCAGCUUCACGGGUCACCGUAUCCCGUCCAUUUUCUCGCACAGGUGUCGACUACUUUGGACCCCUCUAUGUGCGACCAGUUCCAAGGCGCACGUCAGUUAAGGCUUACAUUGCUAUAUUCGUGUGUCUGUGUACCAAAGCAGUGCAUCUCGAAUUGGUCACAGAUUUAUCCACAGAUCGAUUUCUACAGGCUCUACGACGUUUUGUUGCCAGAAGAGGACGGUGUACAGAUAUAUACUCCGACAAUGGCACUAACUUUGUCAGUGCUCGUAAUAAACUACAAGAUUUCCUACGAUUGCUUAAAGACAGCCAUCAUAAUGACGUUGUGUCCAAGCAAUUAGCCAAGGAAGGGAUUCAAUGGCACUUUAACCCACCGAGUGCCCCACAUUUUGGCGGUAUUUGGGAGGCCGCAGUCCGAUCUGCAAAAAAUCAUCUACUAAAGGUGGUAGGCGAAACUCCAGUAUCCCCAGAGGACAUGAACACGCUACUAGUCCAAGUUGAAGGAUGCCUGAAUUCUCGCCCACUUACACCCAUGUCUGAUGACCCGAACGAUCUGCAGCCGUUAACCCCUGCACAUUUCCUGGUUGGAGAAUCUCUUCAGGCUGUCCCCGAUCCAGAUUUAACAGUAGUUCCCAUGAAUCGUCUCACCCAAUGGCAAUUAACCCAGCAGAGACUGCAGAAUUUCUGGAAAAGGUGGCGCAGAGAAUAUCUGUGUCAACUUCAAGGCAGAACCAAACGAUGGAAACCGGCUGUUCGUAUCGACAUUGGAAAACUAGUUGUCAUACAAGAUGAUAAUCAACCUCCAAUGCGAUGGAAAAUGGGUAGAAUCGUGCAAACUCACCCUGGUGACGAUGGAACCGUGCGAGUAGUCACACUGAAAACCGCUACUGGUAUGCUAACUCGUCCGGUCGAAAAGCUUUGCCUGCUACCCACUUCGGAUGACAACGAUGACAUACAGCCAACAGAAGUCCACAAUCAGCAAUCCUAG
Messenger RNA from Topomyia yanbarensis, 5340 nucleotides. RefSeq lists its product as uncharacterized. The transcript has a single exon. NCBI's taxonomy places the organism in Eukaryota, Metazoa, Arthropoda, Insecta, Diptera, Culicidae. Gene Ontology annotation, molecular function: aspartic-type endopeptidase activity; zinc ion binding; nucleic acid binding. Bases 1 to 5340 code for a protein of 1779 amino acids. Gene Ontology annotation, biological process: DNA integration; proteolysis. The record is from RefSeq and is a predicted model, not a curated record.